Molecule: messenger RNA, 261 nt
Organism: Cetraspora pellucida
Lineage: Eukaryota; Fungi; Glomeromycota; Glomeromycetes; Diversisporales; Gigasporaceae
Source: the annotation of a GenBank genome assembly
AUGAAUACGGUUAUUUUAGCAAUUUAUUCCUUAAAUGUACUUAUCCCUAAAAUGCAACAACAAUCUGACCAUGAAAAAAUUUCUCAAUCUACUGUUGUAAGAAUCAAACAAUACAAGAAAGAAACAGUGUUGUGGUAUAUUGCAACUGAAGAAUGUACCAAUGCUGUUUCUGUUCAAAAAAAGCUAAAAACUGAUGAGGAAAUUAUUGUUAGUGAAAACACAAUCAAAUGGACUUUGCGUCAUAACAGAUUAAGAGCCUGA